AAGAAACAGCUAGCAAGGAAACAAAUUGUUUAAUGUUACUCACGAAGUUGAAAGGCGUAAAUGUUCUUUGAGUCUGUCACUCAGACAGCUCAGUGGGACAUCCAAAGUUGCUUGUGAGCUAUAUACUGUGUGUAAAGUGGGAGUGUUUAGAAGGAAUGAGCGUCACGCAUUGAGGAAAUCGAGCAGAAAAAGUAGCUAUCUGGAGUGCUAACCGCUGUCAUCCUCAUCAAGGAGAGUUCUUUGUUUUGUUUCUCAGAUUUGAGUGAUCAUGGGACGAAGCUAGUUCAUUUUUCACUGUUGCCACUUGACAUGUUUGCAGGAGUUGACUAAGCAUGACAGGAAUGUGAUUGUCGAUAUAAACCUGAGUAGUGAAUAAUUCCUGGGACUAAACUAAUAUUAGCCGACCCAGAGCAAGUUUAGCAGCAUAGUUGUGAUUUUUGACGUCGGCCCUGAAACGGACUGGAGGCACGGAAAUAUGGGCAACUGUCUGAAGUCCCCAACAUCCGACGACAUCUCUCUGCUCCACGAGUCCCAGUCAGACAGGGCGAGUUUCGGUGACGGGACAGAUCCCGAUCUGGAGCCGCCUCCUCCGUACCAGGAGCAGGCUCACAUGCCCAUGUACCACCCGACACCCAGUCAGGCCCGUCUGGCCACCCAGCUGACGGAGGAGGAGCAGAUCCGCAUAGCUCAGCGCAUCGGCCUCAUCCAGCACCUCCCAAAGGGCGUUUAUGAUGGAGGACCAGACGGUUCAGAGAAGAAGAUCAGAGAGUGUGUAAUCUGUAUGCUGGACUUUAUUUACGGAGACCCCAUUCGGUUUUUGCCAUGUAUGCACAUUUAUCAUAUGGAUUGUAUAGACGACUGGCUGAUGAGAUCCUUCACCUGCCCCUCCUGCAUGGAGCCUGUGGAUGCCGCCCUGCUCUCCACCUACGGACCAACCGACUUCUCUCCCGAUGCUUAGCCUGCUGUGGCAAACCCUAAACCUAACAGCUGCCCUCUUGUGGAAUGAGAGGAGUUCAGAGAUGUAUCGUUUACCUUGCACUUUGGAAAUUUUAAAACAAAUUACUCGCCCAAUGUUGGCCUUUCAUUCUUCCGAGGUCUGAUGCUAAUUUAAGCUGGUCUUAAAACAUCAGUUACGAGUCAGAAACAGUUUCCCUGCAUGAUUGUGCUUCUGUGUGUUUGUUUCGCCCAGAUUGUGUCGUGUGUAGCAGCAGGUUAAAGAACACAUUGAAUUGUGAUUGUGUGUGUCUGUGUGUGUGUGAGAGAGAGAGAGCUCUGUGGUAAAUGAACAUUUUCACUUGAGCUGGUCUCACUUCAACAUCACUUUGUCACUUGAUCACAAAAAUGGAUUCAAAUGAACAUAUAGUUUACCAAAUUACUGACUCUUAAGCUUAGCGAUUGGAACAUGUUUCUGCAACACUGAUCUCCUUAACAUGCUCCAACCUGAAAUGGGCUUAUCCUUCCGUGUGCAAAUACUAAGACAUGCACUUGUCAAGUCCAGAUUCCAAACAAUACACAGAAAUACAACAUAAGUCAUUCAGUAUAAUAGACUGUAUAUUUGUUACAUGAAUGUUGCACCAGAUGAUGUUUAGGUUGUCUGUCAAGGGCUGAUUUGUGCAUGGACAAGGAGUGGGAGGAGUCAGUCAAACUUUAGAAACGCUUGCACACACCUUUCACCUGAUCAGAGAUUUGCACUUUACUUAUAGGACAUUAUCUAAAACAGCAUAUUAAUAUAUUUACCUUGUAACCUUGCACUAUCAAAACUUUCUUUUAUCUCCUGAGACGCAGGAGUUAUAUAGCUGAUAAGAUAUUUCCCUACUGUCUGUAGUGAGUAAGCCUGAAGAUGCAUUUCAUAAAAUCGAUGAUCCAGCAGUGUGAACGUCUGUUUUGUUUUUCGUAUUUUAAUUUAGAUUUUUCUCUUUUUUCUGUUUAAGAGAAGGGACAGAGGCUUGCUUGAGGUGAAGGGAGUAGUUUGACACUUUCAGAUCAGGAGUUUUCUGAUAGUGAUGGUGUCGGGUAUGUGCUGCAGACAAGUAUGUUUUUGUAGCAAACAAAUAAAAAUGAAUAUAUUGACUUCUCAAAGUAUAAAAUAAAACAGCAGCUAGAUGUUUAUUAUGAUUUUGAUUUUUGUUCUUUUUUAUUUUUCAUCCGUUUUCUUCACUGUGUUCUUUUUAAGUUUGAAGGAGUCUUUUCUUGUGCAGUCAGUCUUCUUCGAUAUUAUUUUAAUUGAGAUGCACUAAUCGACAUUUUCCUGACCAAUACACAUUUGCAGAGUCUUUUGUGUUGCCCUGUGAUGAACUUGUGGCCUGUGCAGGGUGUACGCCACCUCUCACCAAAUGACCACUAGGGAUAGACAGGAGCUAUUUGUUUUGAGCCCAAGAGAAAGUUGUUUAAACCUAAUUUGUGCAAUAAAACAUAUAUCCCUAAUUUUUUUUAUAUAUACAUAUAUAAAUUUGGGCAAAAAUGUGCAUCAAACUACACAAUUUAGGAGCAUUUAGGAGAAACAAAUGCUUCAGUAAUUGACCUGCCAAUCAUUAAUCAAAGCUGAUCGAGGGAAAAUUGACUGAUGGGUGCAUCUCUACAUCUCGGCAAUUUAAGUUGAACUUUUCAUGUGUUUAACAUAAGAAUCUAGAUUAAUUUAUUAAACACAAAUGUUUUACUUUAAGUCACUGUAGCAGUAGUUAGCAUAGUUGUUUAUCUGAUUUGUAGCAUUAUAAAUUUUUUUUUUUUUUUGUCUUUUUCAGUUUAACUGUGUUUUUAUUUCACAUUUAUGUUAAAUCCACUGCACAUUUAGUACAUUUACUAGCUAGCUUGUACACUGUUUUUAUGUGCAAACCUCUGUCCCAGUAUUGAGACUUCUUUUGUGGUGGUAAAAGUAAGACAUAAGAGGUAAAGUAAGACAUACUGAUUUCCUCUUGCUUUUCCUUUAUUGUUUCUCAGUUUUAACUUUAUUCUGAGCAUUUCUUGUAAUCGUUUUAUUUCUGUCCCUUUGAAAGGUUAAGUCCUUGUGUAAACAAUAAAUUGGAGAAAAACUA
Poeciliopsis prolifica (blackstripe livebearer) is the source of this 3032-nucleotide messenger RNA. Its product is annotated as RING finger protein 11-like. The transcript is spliced from 3 exons. NCBI's taxonomy places the organism in Eukaryota, Metazoa, Chordata, Actinopteri, Cyprinodontiformes, Poeciliidae. Bases 476 to 958 code for a protein of 160 amino acids. The record is from RefSeq and is a predicted model, not a curated record.